AUGGUUAAAUUCCUGAAGCAGAACAAAGCGGUGAUCCUCCUCCAAGGUCGCUACGCCGGGAAGAAGGCCGUGAUCAUCAAAUCGUUCGACGACGGAUCCCGCGACCGUCCCUACGGACACUGCCUCGUCGCCGGUCUGAAGAAGUACCCGAGCAAGGUCAUCCGCAAGGACUCGGCGAAGAAGACGGCGAAGAAGUCCCGCGUCAAAUGUUUCAUCAAGCUCGUGAACUACCAGCAUCUGAUGCCCACUCGCUACACGCUCGACGUGGAUCUGAAGGAUGUCGCGACGAUCGACGCGCUUCAGUCCAAGGAUAAGAAGGUCGCUGCGCUUAAGGAAGCCAAGGCUAAGCUCGAGGAGCGUUUCAAGACUGGCAAGAACAGGUGGUUCUUCACCAAGCUCAGAAAAAUCUCCCAGACAUUGCAUUUCUCCGUCGCCCUCAGAUUCCUCUCCUCCGUUUCUCCGACUCCUCUCCUCCGUCUGAUUCCACCUUCUUCUUCCCCGGAACCGAACUCUUUAUACCGUAAUUUUAAUCAAGUUUUAUUCCGAACCGAUCCCACCCCCCGUAACCAACCCGGUCACAACCUCCAAACCAAAAAGGCUUCUCUAAGAAUGGAUUCGGAUUUGGAGCCUGUAGCUCUCACACCACAGAAGCAAGACAGUGCGUGGAAGCACUGUCUAGUCUACAAAUACGGAGAUCGAGUCCAGAUGAGAUGUCUCUACUGCCGGAAAAUGUUCAAAGGCGGCGGAAUCACCAGAGUCAAGGAGCAUCUCGCCGGCAAAAAGGGGCAAGGAACGAUCUGCGAUCAAGUCCCCGAGGAAGUACGUCUGUUUCUGCAGCAGUGUAUCGAUGGCACUGUGAGACGUCAGAGGAAGAGACGGAAAUCGAGCCCUGAGCCGUUGCCUAUAGCUUAUUUCCCUCCUGGUGAUGAAUUAGAGACGACGACGACGACUCAGAUCGUUCCUGCUGGUCCUUCCGAUGCCGACGAUAACGGAUUCAAAUCGCCGGAGUUAGUAGCUGGUCAGAGCUCGGGGAGGACGAAGCAGAGGACUUACAGGAGUAGGAAGAACAGUAACAACAAUGCUGCUUUCGAUCGGAGUGAUUUGGCGAAUGUUGAAGUCGGCGACGGCGAUCUGAUGGAGAAUCUGAUCCCGGUGGCGAUUAGUAGCGUGAAGAACAUUGUUCAUCCGUCGUCGAAAGAGCGGGAGAAGACGGUUCACAUGGCGAUCGGACGGUUUCUGUUCGACAUCGGAGCUGAUUUCGACGCGGUGAGUUCUGUUAAUUUCCAGCCGUUGUUCGACGCGAUCGUCUCCGGAGGAUUCGGUGUUUCAAUUCCUAAUCAUGAAGACCUCAGAGGCUGGGUUUUGAAGAGCUGCGUGGAGGAGAUGAAGAACGAAAUCGAUGAAUGCAAGUUGCUGUGGAAGAAGACUGGCUGCUCCGUUCUAGUCCAGGAAUUGAGCUCUAACGAAGCCACAAAGGUUCUUAACUUCUUCGUUUACUCGCCGGAGAAAGUAGUCUUCUUGAAAUCCGUUGACGCGUCGGAGAUAUUAGCUUCUUCUUCUGAUGGUGAUGUUGAUGAUGAUGAUAAGUUGUACGAGUUGCUUAAGGAGGUGGUUGAAGAAGUCGGAGAGACGAGCGUCGUUCAAGUGAUCACCAAAUGCGAAGAUCAUUACGUUUCUGCAGGGAAGAAGCUGAUGGAUGUGUAUCGUAGUCUUUACUGGGUUCCUUGUGCUGCGCAUUGCCUUGAGAAGAUGCUCGAAGAGUUUGGGAAGAUUGAUUGGAUAAGCGAUAUCAUAGAACAAGCACGAACCGUCACAAGAAUCAUAUACAAUCACAGUGACGUCUUGAAUCUCAUGAGGAGAUUCACUUUCGGCAACGACAUUGUGCUUCCGGGAUUCACCGUCUCCGCUACGAACUUCGCAACGAUGGCGAGAUUCGCUGAUUUGAAGCCUCAUUUGCAGUCUAUGGUCACUUCCUCCGAGUGGAACGAAUGUCCCUACUCGAAGGAAGCUGGUGGGUUAGCGAUGGCAGAGACUAUCAGCGACGAGAGUUUCUGGAAGGCGUUGACGUUGGCGAACAACAUUACGGUUCCUCUUUUACGUGUUUUGAAGAUCGUUUGCUCUGAGAAGAGGCCUGCGAUGGGGUACGUCUACGCAGGACUGUACCGAGCGAAAGAAGCGAUCAAGACGCAUUUGGUUCACAGGGAGGAUUACAUAAUCUACUGGAAGAUUAUAGACAAGUGGUGGUUGCAGCAGCAUCGUCUUCCUCUGCACGCUGCUGGUUUCUACCUUAACCCGAAGUUCUUCUACAGUAUUGAUGAAGAGAUGCGUAGUGAGAUCCAUUUAGCUGUGGUUGAUUGCAUUGAGAAGCUUGUCCCUGACGUGAACGUGCAAGAUGUAAUCGUCAAGGACAUAAACUCGUACAAGAAUGCCGGCGGGAUUUUCGGGAGGAACUUAGCUAUCAGAGCUCGUGACACAAUGCUUCCUGCUGAGUGGUGGUCUACGUAUGGAGAAAGCUGCUUGAACCUUUCAAGGUUUGCGAUACGGAUUCUGAGUCAGACAUGCAGCUCGUUGGUUGGCUCUGGGAGGAAUCUGACGCCGGUCAAGCAAGUUUAUGAGACGAAGAACUCUAUUGAGAGGCAACGGCUCAGCGAUCUUGUGUUUGUUCAGUAUAAUAUGCGUCUCAGACGACUGGGUGUGGAGAGCGGAGAUGAGAUUGUAGACCCGUUAUCGUACAGCAACAUGGAAGUGCUUGAAGAUUGGGUUUCGAGAAACCAAGUUUGUAUAGAAGGAAAUGGAAGCUCAGACUGGAAGUCGCUCGAGCCGGUUAAGAGGACGGAGGAAAUAGCGGUUAUCGACGAAACAGAGGACUUGGGUUCAGGUUUUGAUGAUGCAGAGAUAUUCAAGGGGGAAAAAGAAGUGAGUGAUGAAGGUUAUUACACAAACAUAUCGGAGAAGCUGUUCACGUGA
Molecule: messenger RNA, 2967 nt
Organism: Microthlaspi erraticum
Lineage: Eukaryota; Viridiplantae; Streptophyta; Magnoliopsida; Brassicales; Brassicaceae
Source: the annotation of a GenBank genome assembly